AUGCCAAAAUUGUCUAGGCUAACAGGAACCAUAAACUCUCCGUUUAGAUUACUUAUAUGUGCUUACACUUCUGCUUCUACCACACACAACACUUCUCAGGGUACAUCGACAUCAAUAGUGAAAAAUUUCAAACCUUCAGUUAGUGUUGAUUACAAUGAUAUGUCAUGUAAUUUGUUGAAAGAUGUUAUUGAUUGUGUGAUUUAUCCUUUAACUUCUUGUGUUAACAAAUGCCUAGUUGCAAGUAAGUUCCUCGACAUAACAAAAAUUUCUAGAGAACAAUUAUCUAUGAGCAAAUUUGUGUACUUGGGUAAACUAAAUAUAAUUAGUGAUAAACAGUUUGGGUUUAGGAAAGGUAAAUCCACUACAGAUGCAAUGGACUCCCUCGUAAAAAUAGUCCUAGAUGUGUUCGAGGCUAGGGGCUUUGCUCAGGCUACAUUUUGCGACCUGAGCAGAGCCUUUGACUGUGUAGAGCAUCACACUAUGCUGAAUGAGCUAGUUUACUAUAGUUUUGAUGACAACAGUAUAAAUAUGUUCAGGUCUUUUCUAGAUAUCUGCCAACAAGUUGUGUGCAUUGGUAGAGAAAAAUCAAAUUUGGUUAUUGUUAGAAUGUUCCUACAUAAAGCUCUGAUCUAG
Messenger RNA from Schistocerca piceifrons (Central American locust), 633 nucleotides. RefSeq lists its product as uncharacterized. The record is from RefSeq and is a predicted model, not a curated record. NCBI's taxonomy places the organism in Eukaryota, Metazoa, Arthropoda, Insecta, Orthoptera, Acrididae. The transcript has 4 exons. The coding region runs from base 1 to 633 and encodes 210 amino acids.